GCAAAAUCGCUUAGAAAGUAGAAAUUAAACGAACAUGAAAGUGACAAUAACGUUGUGCUCAGCAUUUUUAAUGCUGCUCUGUGUGAGCGUAUCCGCUGAUAGAUCGGAUGAACGCCCAAGUUUUGUCAUCAGCGAAACCAUUGGCGAAGUUGAUCGUUCGCUCGUACCUGCUGCAGCUGACUUAUUCACAGCUAUAUUCAAUCCCUGGGCAGCAGUGAAGAAAAGUCAACAACACUUUUCUAACAGCGCUCAGCGAUGCGUGGAUGUAUACAAUAUUAAUUAUGCACGAUCUCUUGCCGUUGUUGGACGCAAAGUCCGCGAUGUAGGAAGAAUUAAAGAAUCCAGCUUAAAGCUGUAUGUACGCAAAAAUGAUGCAGAGGAAUUGCAAGAACAAUUCGUGGAGGAUAUAGAGGAGUGUGGCGCACUGCAGUCAGCCGACGAACGACUUAAUUGUUAUGUCGGAGUGAUUGCUGAAAUAUUCGGUGAUAUUGACAAUACUUCUAGUAAAUCUAGUGAGUCUAGCGAAUCUGUUGAAUUUUCCUGGAUCAACAAAAUAGCUAUACGCUCCCGCAUACAACGCCUUUCCUGGAGCUUAUUUGCUGCAUCGAUUAAGCUGAACAAGUGUGUGUCCGCUUUUCCAAACCAACCUACUGUGGCACCACCAAAGGGACAGUCUACGCCACCAGAAGGGCCCCCAGAGAGAACUUCUGAAGCACCUGAACACAGACCAACUAAACCAGAAGGGCCCCCAAAGAAAACUUCUGAAGCACCUGGACACAGACCAACUAAACCAGAAGGGCCCCCAAAGAAAACUUCUGAAGCACCUGAACACAGACCAACUAAACCAGAAGGGCCCCCAGAGAAAACUUCUGAAGCACCUGAACACAGACCAACUAAACCAGAAGGGCCCACAGAGAUAACUUCUGAAGCACCUGAACACAGACCAACUAAACCAGAAAGGCCCACAGAGGAAACUUCUCCCCAACCAGACUCAACAACUGUCGAGCCAUCCAAACCGGAAUCCACAUCCGCCCCGGAAUCCACAUCCGCACCAGAAUCCACAUCAGCACCAGAAUCCACAUCCGCACCGGAAUCCACAUCCGCACCAGAAUCCACAUCUCCACCGGAAUCCACUAAUACUGAGCCAGAUACUACAACAACGGAAUCAUCUACAACUGAAGAAGAAUCAACAACCGAUAACACUUCUGCAACUGAGCCAGAUGAACCCACUUCAGAAGAGUCUUCCACUGAAGAACCUGCUACCACCGUAUUCGCCGAAAGUCCUUAGAAGAUUCUACAGAUGAAGAUUCUGCCAGGGAGUAAAAUUCUGGCAAUGCUACAAAAAUUGCAAAGGUUAAUGUUGUAAAUAAAAGUAUUUGUUUUUCAUAUUUUUUUGAAAAUUUUGCUGUUAAAUAAAUACCUUCUAUUAAUGCAAUCGCUUAUAAAAAGUAAUAGCUUCUAAAAUUUUGACUAAGUAGGGAUAGUGAAAUGUGUAGAUAUGUAUGUUGAAAUCAUCCGGAUUUAUAAUCAAUAAAAAGAUUGUAAAUAUAAAUUUA
Messenger RNA from Anastrepha obliqua, 1556 nucleotides. RefSeq lists its product as uncharacterized. Lineage: Eukaryota; Metazoa; Arthropoda; Insecta; Diptera; Tephritidae. The coding region runs from base 35 to 1288 and encodes 417 amino acids. The record is from RefSeq and is a predicted model, not a curated record. The transcript is spliced from 3 exons.